AAGGUUUGAGGUUGCUGCCACGCAUGGCAGAAAUGGAGGGAGGCAGUUUACAUGAGAAUGCGGCCGCGGGAAAGGUUCGCCGCAGCCUUCCGGAAGUGGUGCGGGAGCCUCAGCCUCACAGCCCACCGGCCCCCCGGAAGCGGAAACAGUAUCCCAGCGUGCCCCUUCCUCAUUGCCCUCCAAAUCCCGCUGCAGCCAUUGCUGCAGCCACGAUGCCUAAACGAAAGAAGCAGAAUCAGCAGCAGCCACCACCGCAUCAGCAGCAGCCCCCGCUGCCCGAGCGGGAAGAGACUGGAGAUGAGGAGGAUGGGAGUCCCAUCGGACCACCCAGCCUUCUGGGCCCUCCUCCCAUGGCCAAUGGAAAGCCUGGUGACCCCAAGUCAGCCCUUCACAGAGGUCCUCCAGGAUCAAGGGGUCCGAUGAUUCCACCACUGCUGAGUCUCCCACCUCCUCUCCGGGGUAGAGGCCCAAUUCGGGGAGGCCUCGGGCCUAGGUCUGGCCCGUACGGUCGUGGCUGGUGGGGAGUCAGUGCUGAACCUCCUUUUCCGGGUCCAGGCCAUGGGGGUCCCUCCAGGGGAAGCUUUCAUAAAGAGCAGAGAAACCCUCGAAGGCUCAAAAGCUGGUCUCUUAUCAAGAAUACCUGCCCACCCAAGGAUGAUCCCCAGAUUAUGGAAGACAAAUCCGACCGCCCUGUUUGCCGACACUUUGCCAAAAAGGGCCACUGUCGAUAUGAGGACCUCUGUGCCUUCUACCACCCAGGCGUCAAUGGACCUCCUCUGUGAGGCUGUGCCUUCCCAUCCAGGCUGGAAGGAGCCCUCUGUGACCUAGUGGCCAUGUAUUUCCCUGUGGCCCUAUGAUGGCUACUGCAAGGCUCUUCCACCCAACACCCUUAGUGACACACCCACCCUCAUCUACCAUCUCCCCCAUUUGGGGUCCAAAGUUGUGUUUCAUCAAGGUGCGCGGUGUGUGCGUUUUCUUCUGAUCCAGCCUCCAGAGACUCGCCUUCUGGACCCCAUCUUUGCUCCAUUUAACUGCCUCCCAGAUCUCCCUCGCCAAAUGACUGCUAAACAGGAAACCUCUUUGGUGCUGUUUCUUGUGCAUCGUCUACCCAACCCCAGUAUUGCCCUUGAUUCCUGAGAGCCCUGGAGCGGUUUCCAACCAUUCCCUUCUGGCUGCUUGUUUUAAGUCUUUUUUAUGUGACAUCCCCUACCCCCGAUGUUGUCAGCUGCUCGUGAAACUCACCAGGUUUUCUAACCUAGAAUCAAGUGUGGGUGACUGGUACAGAGUUACUCCCUGAAAGGCCACUCUCCUUGCUUUUGGAUUUUGUAGUUUCUCUGUCAGUAGCAUGAUCCCCACCACUAUGGUCUGUGAUCACUGUGCUUUGUGAAACUGUGCAUCCCCUCAUAGCCUUUCUCAGUGUCUGUGGCAUUUUUGUGACUUCCCGACACUAGAAUAAGUUUUUCCGCCAAAAUGAGCAAGGCUCUUGGUGCCCUCUAGACUUUCCCUACUUCCCAACACAGGAGGAUUAUGAAACCUUCCACAAGACUGCCUCCCUGGACCUCCCCAUUCUCCUGGUGUUGGUUAUUUUGGGUCUGACACAGGCCCAUGAGAUGUCUUUUAAAGCCUCUGGUGGGCCUACCCUACUACCUAGCUCCUCCAGCCCAUUUAGUUCAACUAUAUCAUUGUGAGGCCACCAGCCCUUUCAUUUGAAUUCUGUGAAUCUCCACCUGGCCUAUCUUUGGGUGGAACCUGGACAGUACUGUUGCCCUCUUUCAACCCUCUUCCCCUACAUCCCUGGCACUGGUUGUUUUCUGUGAAAACCUCAGUGAACAGGUUCAGUUUUGAACUGGCCCUGAGGAAAUGGGUCAGGAGUUGUGUGGGCAAGAGGGACGGAUGAGAGCCGUUGGAGAACUGAGAAUGAGUUUUUUUUCUUUUUAACUUUUUUUUAUAUUAGUAAUAAACGCAGUGGAAACAA
This is a messenger RNA of Cynocephalus volans (Philippine flying lemur), 1975 nucleotides long. RefSeq names its product proline rich 3 (gene PRR3). Gene Ontology annotation, molecular function: RNA binding; metal ion binding. The record is from RefSeq and is a predicted model, not a curated record. NCBI's taxonomy places the organism in Eukaryota, Metazoa, Chordata, Mammalia, Dermoptera, Cynocephalidae.